Pongo pygmaeus (Bornean orangutan) is the source of this 7781-nucleotide messenger RNA. It is a transcript of the gene ZNF175, whose product is annotated as zinc finger protein 175. Gene Ontology annotation, biological process: embryo development; regulation of cytokine production; negative regulation of transcription by RNA polymerase II. Gene Ontology annotation, cellular component: nucleus; nucleoplasm. The transcript has 2 exons. The coding region runs from base 4722 to 6497 and encodes 591 amino acids. Lineage: Eukaryota; Metazoa; Chordata; Mammalia; Primates; Hominidae. The record is from RefSeq and is a predicted model, not a curated record. Gene Ontology annotation, molecular function: RNA polymerase II cis-regulatory region sequence-specific DNA binding; DNA-binding transcription repressor activity, RNA polymerase II-specific.
GGUAUCACAUUCCCAACCCAGACGUCAUCUUCAGAAUGCUAAAAGAAAAGGAGCCACGGGUGGAGGAGGCUGAACUCUCACAUCAGAGGUGUCAAGGGGCUGCCUUAAGAAUUUUCCAUUGGUGAAUACUCAGGAAUGGGAUUGCCUGGUCCUGGAGAUAAGUAUAUGUGACUAAAUCAACCAUAUUGCUCUUCUGAUGGGCUGAUGGGCUGCACCAGUUCACACUCCCAUGUGCAGUGCACAAGGAUUUGCAUUUGCACAUAUUGCUUGCUAACACUUGGCAUUAACAAAAUUGGUGAAUUUAUAGCCCUACUGAUGGGUGAAAGGGCUGUUUCAUUUUUUUUUGUUUUUGGUUUUGGUUUUUUUGAGACAGAGUCUCACUCUGUCACCUAGGCUGGGGUGCAGUGGCACGAUCUUGGCUCACUGCAACCUCUGCCUCCUGGGUUCAAGUGAUUAUCCUGCUUCAGCCUCCCAAGUAGCUGGGACUACAGGCACCUACCACCAUACUAGGCUAAUUUUUUGUAUUUUUAAUAGAGACAGGGUUUCACCAUGUUAGCCAGGAUGGUCUCGAUCUCCUGACCUUGUGAUCUGCCCACCUCGGCCUCCCAAAGUGCUGGAAUUAUAGGCGUGAGCCACCACGCCUGGACUGUUUCAUUGUUUAAGUGUUAAUUUUUCUAAUAACUGAAUGGUGAGAGCCUCUCAUCUGUUAUCUGAUUGGCUUUUUCAUUUGUUUGUUGCAUUUUCUUACCACUUAUCUCUUUGUGUCCAUGGAGUUUUCUGCCUUUUUUUUUCCUAUUUUUUUGCCCCUAAUUUUAUUUUCUUUUCUUUGCUGGAUCUGCUGUCUUCUUUUCCCCCCAGUUGUGGCACCUCUAGCUUGGGGCCCUGUUCUUCCAUAUGGGCAUCUUUUCUUUUUUUUUUGAGACAGAGUUUCGCUCUUGUUGCCCAGGCUGGAGUGCAAUGGUAUGAUCUUGGCUCACCGCAACCUCCGCCUCCCGGGUUUGAGCGAUUCUCCUGCCUCAGCUUCCCAAGUAGCUGGGAUUACAGGCAUGCACCACCAUGCCCGGCUAAUUUUGUAUUUCUAGUAGAGACGGGGUUUCUCCUUGUUGGUCAGGCUGAUCUCAAACUCCCGACCUCAGGUGUUCCGCCUGCCUUGGCCUCCCAAAGUGCUGAGAUUACAGGCGUGAGCCACCGUGCCCGGCUAUGGGCAUCUUUUCAUACAGGAAUUGACUUAAAGGACCCAUCCAUUCUGAACUCUUAGUCCUCAUAUUUUUAUUCUAAUGAUUUAUAUAUCAAUACCUCUAGUCCCUGUGCUUAAACUGUGUUCUGCUACCUUACUUAGCUCCAUGGAGGACAGUUCCCAUGAGAUAACUCACUUCCUUAAUUUUGGGAGAUCAGAAAUUGGAAUUAUCAUCACCCAAAUAAGGAAUUCUCACCUGAUAAAUUUUGUCAGAUUUUUCUGUUUCUGGGCUCAGAAACACAGUCCUCUAAUUUAAUUUAUUACUUUGGAAUUCUUACCAGUUUUUCUUUUUUUAAUUAAGAAAAAGGUGACCCUUUUUCUUAAUCUCAGUGGUAUUACAACAAACUAGAUCCCCAUUUUCUCAUAUUUAGACAAUUUUGUUCCUAGUGAGAUAUGUUGAUUUCAGUUUUUUGAGUUUAGUCAAGAUACUGACAGAUUUUAUGACCCCAAACAUGGCUAUUUUGUUUCUUUUUUCCUCAGCAGAUAUGAUAAAAACAGGCAGUUAUUUCCUACUAUGUAGGAUUAACAAAUUCUUUUCAGUGACAUUGUCCUCAUGGCCACAUAUUUCCAAUCUAAAAAUAUACCUGAAUAGUUUUCAUCACUCAUGCUCUGCUCCAUUGUUUUUGUAUGUUGUUUAAUGUCUUACUCCAUAGAAUGAUUCACUUUGCAUACAGUCUGCUGAUUACUUUGUACUUUCUUAAUCUUCAUUAUAUCAAUGUUUAGCAUGAGGAAACCAUUGUAUUUAAGAUAUAGGAUUAGGAUUUUUGUAUUUAGGAUACAGAAAUUACUGAUUUUCUGAAAAUGGGCAGAAAAGAAUAUUUCACACUAUUUUAAAAGGAUGCUUUAAAUAUUUGCUGAGAUAAAUUCAAAAGAACAGAGAUUGUAUUUAGAUGGAGAGGACAAUGGCAUUAAAUGUUAAAAGUAUUAGCCUUUGUGCAUCAGUCAUGUCUGUUUCAUGGAAGGCUACUCAAAAAGUAAGUGUAUCAACAUGGGAAGCAUGGAUAGCAAAUGCUUGUGAAGUUCAGAAAAAAUGAUGUCAGCCUAGAGGUGGAGUGACAUUGGGAAUUAAUUUUAAGGGCACAGUACCUAUAACUGGUUCAAGAAGCCGUUUUGAAGUGAAACAAAGAAGCAGAUGAAGCAAGCUUAAUGGCAAUAGAGGACAUGAGAGUGUGCUUGGAUUUGAGAAUAAAUUGGACUUCUUUUUUGCAAUCGGCAUUGUUAGGCUGUGUUGCAGAGUUGUGGAAAAGCUUUUCAGUACAGUUCUGAUAGUUUACAUUGAACAUUUUGGGCAGUAAUUUAAGUGUUACCAGGUUCAGCAAGAUUUUUAUGACCUGAAUAAAGUGAGAAGUUAAAAAUGUUUCAAAUCUCUGCCUGGGGACACAGUGGAAGAUUGCCAGAAUAAAUGACCACUCAUAUAUGGGGAAAAUUGCUAUUUAAGAGUGAAAAAUGAAAUAGAAAACAACUGUUUUAAUAAGUGGGAAAAGGAUGUGAAUAGACAUGUCUUCAAAGAUGAUAUACAAGUGGCCAAUAAUAGGAAAAAAUGCUCAACUUCACUAAUUAUGUGGGAAAUGCAAAUCAAAACCACUGGGUGAUAUCCCUUUACAUCCAUUAGAAUGGCUAUGAUUAAAAAAACAGAAUAACAAGUGUUGGCAAGGAUAUAGAGAAACUGGAAUCCUUGCAUAUUACUAGUGGGAAUGUAAAAUGGUGUAGUCCUAUGGAAAACAGGAUGGUGAUUUCUCAAAAAUUAAACAUAAAAUUACCAUAUGAUCCAGCAACUCCACUUCUGGGUAGAUACCCACAAGAAUUGAAAGCAAGGACCCAAACAGCUGUUUGUACACUCUUGUUCAUAGCAGCACUAUUCACAAUAUCCAAAAAGUGGAAUUGUCCAUUGACCAAUGAAUUGGUAAACAAAAUGUGGUCUAUACAUACAAUGAAAUAUUAUUCAGCCUUAAAAAGGAAGAGGAAUUAUGAAACAUGUUGCAGUGCGGAUGAAUCUUAUCAUGAUGCUAAGUGAAUAAGCCAGACACAAAAAAUCCAAAUGUAUCAUUCUACCUAUAUGAGGUGCUUUAAGUGGUCAAUUCAUAGAGACGGAAUAAGAUUGCGGCUGCCAGAGGAUGAGGGACAGGGGGAAAAGGGAACUUGUUUCAUGGAUACAGCAUUUCAGUUUUGCAAGAUGUAGAAGUUUUGGAGAUCCAUUGCACAACAGGGUGAAUACAGGUAGCACUACUGAACCGUACAAUACAAAAUGGGUAAGAUGGUAAAUUUAAUAUUAUGCACUUUUGCUACGAUAAGAAAAAGUUAACAAUAAAGAUUAAAAGUGUCCUUUUUUAAAAAAAAGAAUGAAAGAUGAUUGAGUUUUUUUGACAGGACAAGAGUCUGGGAUACAGUUUAAGUGACUGAAAGCGAAAAGAAACUACAUGUGAUGGUCAUACUCAGUAUUAAAAUCUGGUAGAAAAAGUAAUAGUAAAAUUUAGUAACUAUUAUUUUUAUUGAGAACCUGCUGUGUUUUGUGCACUAUACUAGUAAAGUGCACAAGAUGAUGAGGGACUCUUAUUCUUGGCAAAAAAAACAAAACAAAAAACUAAACUAAAAAAGGUAUAUUUGAUAGCAUAAAGCCAAAAGUUCUAACAAAGAACAAUUAAUUUCAAUGGAACAAGGGUGAAACAAAUUCUGGGGAACAGCUUGCUUGUCCAGUCUUUUAGAAUAUAUUUCUGGGGAUAUGGGUAUAUUCCUAAGUUCAAGAAAAAAAAAUUGUAGCUUCAUGGAGAGUUGAGGCAUAGUCAUUCUUUCACUGGUUGGCCAUGUCAAGAUAGGUGAAGCUUUAAUAGUUUUCAGAAGGAUAUACAGGGCUGAUGGACUUGGCAUUGUUUCUAACAAGUAAGAUAAAGCAGGCAGAUUGGUGAGGAUUCAUCUCUGAAAGUUAAUGAAGACCUACACACUGAGCCCCCUCCUUCAAGCCUUGGCUGCCCACAGAUGUUGCCCUGCAACACUCUUGUCUGUUUUAUCCCCUACUCAUCCUACUAGAUCUGGGUGUCUAGACCACUUGCAUAAGUGUCCUCAGGUUGUUGAAAUCUAAUCCCCACAGAUUAGCAAAGUGAUCUUGGCCAAUUACAUAACCAUUAUGUGCUUCCUUUUCUUUGUAAAACAGGAACACCCAUCAUCGCUACCUCCUGAGGUUAUUAUGCAGAUUAAAUGAGUAUGUGUGCACCAUGUAGGCCACUGCCUGGCACAUGCUAAGUGCUAUGUAGAUAAGUGCUCAUCAUAUAAUAAGGGCUCUGUGUUUCUGCUCAUUGUCAGCAUCAUUAGCACCAUUAUUACAUGACUCAGCAGUUUCCUUGUGUUCAAUGUCAAUCAGCUUCAUUCAGUUUCUCCUCUUUCCUGUUCAUUGUGUCUAUUUCAUCUUCUCUUUCUCCUUUUAGAAGGGGAGUUUGGGCUUGAAAUCCCACAAAAGGAGAUUUCUAAGAAAGCUUCAUUUCAAAAGGAUAUGGUAGGUGAGUUCACAAGAGAUGGUUCAUGGUGUUCCAUUUUAGAAGAACUGAGGCUGGAUGCUGACCACACAAAGAAAGAUGAGCAAAAUCAAAUUCAACCCAUGAGUCACAGUGCUUUCUUCAACAAGAAAACAUUGAACACAGAAAGCAAUUGUAAAUAUAAGGACCCUGGGAAAAUGAUUCACACGAGGCCCCACCUUGCUUCUUCACAGAAACAACCUCAGAAAUGUUGCUUAUUUACAAAAAGUUUGAAGCUGAACCUAGAAGUGAAUGGUCAGAAUGAAAGCAAUGACACAGAACAGCUUGAUGACAUUGUUGGGUCUGGUCAGCUAUUCAGCCAUAGCUCUUCCGAUGCCUGCAGCAAGAAUAUUCAUACAGGAGAGACAUUUUGCAAAGGUAAUCAGUGUAGAAAAGUCUGUGGCCAUAAACAGUCACUCAUGCAACAUCAAAUUCAUACUCAGCAGAAACCAGAUGGAUGUUCUGAAUGUGGGGGGAACUUCACCCAGAAGUCACACCUCUUUGCCCAACAGAGAAUUCAUAGUGUAGGAAACCUCCAUGAAUACGGCAAAUGUGGAAAAGCCUUCACGCCACAACUAAAACUCAGUGUAUAUCUGACAGAUCAUACAGGUGAUAUACCCUGUAUAUGCAAGGAAUGUGGGAAGGUCUUUAUUCAGAGAUCAGAAUUGGUUACGCACCAGAAAACACACACUAGAAAGAAGCCCUAUAAAUGCCAUGACUGUGGAAAAGCCUUUUUCCAGAUGUUAUCUCUCUUCAGACAUCAGAGAACUCACAGUAGAGAAAAACUCUAUGAAUGCAGUGAAUGUGGCAAAGGCUUCUCCCAAAACUCAACCCUCAUUAUACAUCAGAAAAUUCAUACUGGUGAGAGACAGUAUGCAUGCAGUGAAUGUGGGAAAGCCUUUACCCAGAAGUCAACACUCAGCUUGCACCAGAGAAUCCACUCAGGGCAGAAGUCCUAUGUGUGUAUCGAAUGCGGGCAGGCCUUCAUCCAGAAGGCACACCUGAUUGUCCAUCAAAGAAGCCACACAGGAGAAAAACCUUAUCAGUGCCACAACUGUGGGAAGUCCUUCAUUUCCAAGUCACAGCUUGAUAUACAUCAUCGAAUUCAUACAGGGGAGAAACCUUAUGAAUGCAGUGACUGUGGAAAAACCUUCACCCAAAAGUCACACCUGAAUAUACACCAGAAAAUUCAUACCGGAGAAAGACACCAUGUAUGCAGUGAAUGUGGGAAAGCCUUCAACCAGAAGUCAAUACUCAGCAUGCAUCAGAGAAUUCACACCGGAGAGAAGCCUUACAAAUGCAGUGAAUGUGGGAAAGCCUUCACUUCUAAGUCUCAAUUCAAAGAGCAUCAGCGAAUUCACACGGGUGAGAAACCCUAUGUGUGCACUGAAUGUGGGAAGGCCUUCAACGGCAGGUCAAAUUUCCAUAAACAUCAAAUAACUCACACUAGAGAGAGGCCUUUCGUCUGUUACAAAUGUGGGAAGGCUUUUGUCCAGAAAUCAGAGUUGAUUACCCAUCAAAGAACUCACAUGGGAGAGAAACCCUAUGAAUGCCUUGACUGUGGGAAAUCAUUCAGUAAGAAACCACAACUCAAGGUGCAUCAGCGAAUUCACACGGGAGAAAGACCUUAUGUGUGUUCUGAAUGUGGAAAGGCCUUCAACAACAGGUCAAACUUCAAUAAACACCAAACAACUCAUACCAGAGACAAAUCUUACAAAUGCAGUUAUUCUGUGAAAGGGUUUACCAAGCAAUGAAUUCCUAGUGCAUCAGCAUAUUCCUAAAUGAAAUAUACUCUGAGUUUCUUGAAGAAGAGAAAAUCUUCUCAGAAUCAGGUCUAAUUAUAUGUUAUUGAAUUCAUGCUUCAGAAAAACUCUAGGGAUGCACUGCAUGUGUGAACACAUGACAAAAAAGUCAUGCUUUAUUUUAGUGAGGGCAAUUACAGAGAAAAGAGUAAGCAGAAAUGUCCUUCUUAGUACUGGCCUCAUUAAGGAUUAUAAAUUUUCUCCCCGGGAAGAAACUCUGACUAAUGCAUUGAGAAAAGCCUUUCUGUAAAGAAUGGUACUAGACAGGUUGUUAUCUGAUUAUUUAUAGUAAAAUGUGUGGGAAAUUAUAUCAAUGAUAACCCUGUUUAUUGUGGGAUAUCAAUAUUUCUAAAGUGCCAACACAGUCAUGAUAGGACAAUAUUUUAUGUGUGUGUGCCUUAUGUAUAUAAGCAUAUAUAUAAUAUAUAAGCAUAUUAUGAUAUAUAGGUUGAGUAUCCCCUCUCCAAAAUGCCUGGGAUCAGAAGCGUUUUGGAUUUCAGAUACUUACAGAUUUUGGAAUAUUUGCAUUAUAUUUAUUGGUUGAGCAUCCCUAAUCUGAAAAUCCAAGAUUAAAUGCUCCAAUUAGCAUUUCCUUUGAGCGUCAUGUUAGAGUUCAAAAAGUUUCAGAUUUGGGGUUUUCAGAUUAGGAAUACCCAACCUGUAUGUACGUAUAUUUCUGUAUCUACGUAUGUAUAUAUAUGCAUAUGCAGACAUAUGUAUAUGGUCUGGUCAGCAUAUGUGUAUGUAUGCGUAUGUAUGUAUGUAUGCCCUCAGUGCAGUGGGGUUUGCUACAGAAUUCACUGCAUAGCAGGAGAUGUAAGUAGAUUAGUUAUUUUUUAAGAGAAUCUAAUCUAAUUGUUUUUAUAAAAAUUAUUCCCUAUUGAAUAUUUAUAUAAUGAGGUUGUAUCAACAAUGAUUAACUCCUUUAUUAUACAUACACAUGAAUGUACAUUUUUGGUAAAUGCAUAAAUGAGAUUCUAUAAUGUUUACUGAUCUUUAUAUUACAGCUUUUCUCUUCUUUUAGGAUUAGCUCAGCUUGCCCCUCCCUUUCCAUCUCCACCAUCUAUAGUGAGCCUCUCCAUAAUCAGUGCCAACCAUUAGUCUCGUUCAUAUUUUUACACAGGCCCCUAAACAUACACACCAGGAUUCAACAAACUGUGGCCAUUGGCCAAAUAUGGCCUCCCAACUGUUUUUUUUAAAUAAAGUUUUACUGGAACACAGCCAUGUUCAUUUGGA